This is a messenger RNA of Xyrauchen texanus (razorback sucker), 1675 nucleotides long. Its product is annotated as 5'-3' exonuclease PLD4-like. The transcript is spliced from 11 exons. Gene Ontology annotation, molecular function: catalytic activity. NCBI's taxonomy places the organism in Eukaryota, Metazoa, Chordata, Actinopteri, Cypriniformes, Catostomidae. The record is from RefSeq and is a predicted model, not a curated record. Bases 34 to 1545 code for a protein of 503 amino acids.
CGAACGCAGAAGACUCAAACACCUGCUGCCAUCAUGCCUGUAUCUUCACGAUUAGAAGAGACUCAGCAGCUGACCUCUCCGUAUAAGAGCUUGCACGAUAACUAUGUGUCCAAUAAGCGAAGCUCAAAGUGGCCCAUUGCUGCUCUGUUGGGAGCUGGAUGUUUGAUUGUUUUAGGGAUUUUACUGGCCAUGGCUGUAAUAGAGAGAUUAAAGAAUAAAGAUGAAAUUAAUGCAGCUCUGAAUUCACAUCCAACUGUGGCGUGCUAUGAUCAAACAUCCUCUGAUGAACAGAGCAGUAUCAUUCUGGUUGAGAGUAUCCCUUGCUGUAUGGACAUUGGGAGCAAUGUCACCUUUGGGAAAAAUCUGUAUGAAGCCUGGACGGAUCUUCUGUCUUUGGCCACCAAACAGAUCGACGUUGCAUCUUUCUACUGGACUCUUACAGGCGAAGAUAUAAACGUCAACUCAUCCACGGACAGACCUGGCAGGGAUAUAUUAGAACGUUUUAAAGUGUUACCAUCUAGAAAUAUAUCAGUGAGAGUGGUGGCCAGCAUCCCUACUUUGUCUCCCAAUUCAACAGAUUUAAAAAUCUUGAAGGAAAAUGGAAUACAGGUAAGAAGAGUGAACUUUGGGCAUUUGACUAAAGGAAUUCUUCACACAAAAUUCUGGAUUGUGGACAGAAAACACCUGUACAUCGGCAGCGCCAACAUGGACUGGCGCGCUUUAACCCAGGUGAAAGAACUGGGUGUGGUGAUUUAUAACUCCAGUAGUUUGGCUACUGACCUGCAAAAGAUCUUCCAGUCGUAUUGGGAGAUGGGUCGCUCCAACGCUUCAAUCCCUGAUCCGUGGCCGUCCCGCUACGACACCGGCAUCAAUAAAGAGCGCCCGCUGCUGGUCAACCUCAGCGGUGCACCCAGUCAAGUUUACAUUGCGGCGUCUCCACCUGCGUUCUGUCCGGACUCUCGAACCCGAGACCUCGAUGCCAUUCUGUCAAUCAUCAGAGACGCGCAGUGGUUCAUUCAUGUGACCGUCAUGGAGUUUUACCCCGCCUCAAAGUUCUUUCACCUGCACGGAUACUGGCCGGUCAUUGAAGAUGCUCUGAAGCAGUCGGCCUUUGAGAGGAACGUGUCCGUGCGUUUAUUGGUCAGCUGUGGGCGAGACACAGACCCGUCCGUUUGGCCGUUCCUCAAGUCACUUGAUGCCCUUCACUCCCCGAGAGACAACAUCAACAUUGAAGUGAAAGUGUAUGUCAUUCCAGUCGGAAACCAGUCACACAUUCCCUAUGCCAGAUUCAGCCACAACAAAUACAUGGUGACUGAUAAAGUGGCGUAUAUAGGGACGUCUAACUGGUCAGCUGACUACUUCAACACGACCGCUGGAGUGGGAUUGGUGGUUUCCCAGGAUGUUUUGCCUUCCGGAUUGCCGGGUAACACGUUGCACGGGCAGUUGAAUGCCGUGUUUGACAGAGACUGGAUUUCACAAUAUGCGAUUCGGCUCGAUGAGCUCGACCAAGACCACGACUGUCUCCUCCCCAAAUCUACUCCAUAAACACUUCUCAAACCAAACGGUUCAAAUAACUAAAAUAGUGCCAAAUACACUUUAUAAUAAGAUUACAUUUGUUAAUAUUAGUUAAAGCAUCAGGUAUCAUGAACUAACAAUAACCAACAUAUAUAUAGAG